Messenger RNA from Klebsormidium nitens, 1418 nucleotides. NCBI's taxonomy places the organism in Eukaryota, Viridiplantae, Streptophyta, Klebsormidiophyceae, Klebsormidiales, Klebsormidiaceae. The record is from the annotation of a GenBank genome assembly.
AUGCUUGAAGUUGAGGGCAUUUUUCCUGGCAAGCACCCUUCCCCAGUUGAGAACAGUGGCUGUGGCGCUGCUUACAUGGCAGACUUCAGCACAUCUUCCCAAAAGAAGCGAUGGAUUUUCAGUGCAGAGGAAAUACAUAGCAAGAGGGCCAGCUGCAACAAGAAGAGCGCAGAAGCUCUCAUCAAGUUUGGCAGCACGGACCUUGACGCUCAGGCUGGGCUUCCGGACACGGGCAGAGCGGAAGGGGGGCUUCCUGGAGCUGGGCCAUCCCAAGGCGGAGCUGCCCCUGCGCUGCCUGCGGUGUUGAGCGUGGCAGAUGAGGCGGUACUGCGCCGGCACUAUGAGGGCAAGCUGCAGCCCGUGUGCAAGGCCUUCUCCUUCCCGCACAAAAUACAGGCGACCGCCCUUCUGUACUUCAAGCGCUUCUACCUGCACCACUCCGUCAUGGACGUGGACCCCAAGGACAUCAUGUUGACGUGCGUGUACCUGGCGUGCAAGGUGGAGGAGAGCCACGUGUCGGCUGACGAGUUUGGCAAGGGCAUCAAGCAGGACCCCGCCGCCGUGCUCAAGAACGAGCUGCCCGUGCUGCAGGCCCUAGACUUCGAUUUGAUCGUCUUCCCUCCGUACCGGGCGCUCGAGGGUUUCUGUCACGACAUGGAGGAGCGCAGCCUGGUGUCGUCUGAGGAGAGGGCCGCCGCGUCGACCAGCGGGCGCGACUGGCUCGACGAGGCCAUGCGCACGGACGCCAGCCUCAUGUUCCUGCCGGGCCAGAUUGCUCUUGCGGCCCUGCGUGUGUAUGCCCAACGGGAGAGGAAAGAGAGAAUCACAGGGUAUGUGAAGGAGACUUUGGAGCGGCUGCAGGGGGCGGAGUCACUGGACCGGCUCAGCGCCACGCUGGAUGACAUCACUGCCAUGGUAUCAAGUGCGGGCCCGCUGCCGGAGGUGGCGGCCGUGCAGAAGCUGGACCGGCAGGGCAAGUUUUGCCGCAAGCCAGAGCUGUGGCGGGAGCUCGAGAGUCGGAAGCGCGAGGAGAAGAAGGCGCGGAAGCAGCAGCAAAAGCAGAAGCGGGCGAGCCACGACGUGCAGUCGAGGGAGGCGCCACCCGAGGAGGACCCCGCUGCUAGUCAAGAUAUGAAGCGAAGAAAAAGCGAACCGGCCGGUAGCGCCGCACCUCCGGGUACCUGAUAAGACCACCGAUCAAGACCGGACACCCAAGGUGGCCUCAGCCAUUGCACCUUCAAAACCUACGAUCUCGACGUUUCCUGGUGCAGCGCUGCGCUUAGCAAAGCAUCACCUCUCGAAUUCGCAGCUGUCAUUCCUGAGCUGAACAACUCAGUAAUCACAAAAGAUGGUUGUGGCAAGGCCGUUGUGACCUACUAAGAAAAAUCAUUGGUUCUACAUUGCUAUGUAAUGUUCAG